Messenger RNA from Anthostomella pinea, 333 nucleotides. The record is from the annotation of a GenBank genome assembly. NCBI's taxonomy places the organism in Eukaryota, Fungi, Ascomycota, Sordariomycetes, Xylariales, Xylariaceae.
AUGGCCAUCUUACACGUUGUGAUGUUCCAGUUCAAAGCCCUCAUCCCGCUGGAAGAGGUCGCGGCUGGUUGCGAUCGCAUGCUUGUUCUUGGAGACAAAUGUAUCCACCCAACGACACAAGCGCCAUACGUCAAAGUGUUGGGCGGAGGUAAGGACAACAGCCCAGAGGGACUACAGAAUGGCAUCACGCACACGUUCGUGUUCCAGUUUGAGAACGAGGACGACAGAAAACACUACAUCGAAAAGGACGCAGCGCAUCUCGAGUUUAUUGCGAGCAUCAAGAACCUUGUUCAGAAGGUGCAAGUUGUCGACUUCACACCCGGAGUCUACUAA